Messenger RNA from Nannospalax galili (Upper Galilee mountains blind mole rat), 2976 nucleotides. It is a transcript of the gene Dcun1d2, whose product is annotated as defective in cullin neddylation 1 domain containing 2. NCBI's taxonomy places the organism in Eukaryota, Metazoa, Chordata, Mammalia, Rodentia, Spalacidae. The record is from RefSeq and is a predicted model, not a curated record. Gene Ontology annotation, cellular component: ubiquitin ligase complex. The transcript has 7 exons. Gene Ontology annotation, molecular function: ubiquitin-like protein binding; cullin family protein binding; ubiquitin conjugating enzyme binding. Gene Ontology annotation, biological process: protein neddylation; positive regulation of ubiquitin-protein transferase activity. The coding region runs from base 205 to 939 and encodes 244 amino acids.
GGGCCCCGACUACUAGGUCACUGCUCAGCGGCGGCUCCAGGACAAGGGAGCAGAGUAGAGACGAGCGGACGGAAUUGCGGGCCUUCGCCGCUAGGGUGUGGAGGGAGGAGCGUGCUUGACUCGGAGAGGCGCGGCCCUGCCUGUAGCGCGUGAGGAGCCCGGCAUAAGCUUAAGUCAUCUCAGAAGGACAAGGUUCGCCAGUUCAUGGCAUGCACUCAGGCUGGUGAGAAAACUGCUAUCUACUGCCUAACACAGAGUGAGUGGAAACUAGAUGAGGCCACCGACAGUUUCUUCCAAAACCCAGAGGCAUUCUACCCGGAAUCCAUGAAGAGCACUGUGGACCAGAAGAAGCUGGAGCAGCUGUAUGGCAGGUACAAAGACUUGCAGGAUGAAAACAAAAUUGGGAUUGAUGGGAUUCAGCAGUUUUGUGACGAUUUGAACCUGGACCCUGCCAGUAUUAGUGUUUUGGUCAUAGCAUGGAAGUUCAGGGCUGCCACUCAAUGUGAAUUUAGCAAAAAGGAGUUUGUGGAUGGCAUGACAGAGCUGGGGUGUGAUAGCACAGAAAAACUGAAAGCUCUUCUUCCCAAAUUGGAGCAAGAGCUUAAGGACUCAGUGAAGUUUAAAGACUUUUAUCAGUUUACCUUUACCUUCGCUAAGAACCCUGGGCAAAAGGGUUUAGAUUUAGAAAUGGCUGUUGCAUAUUGGAAACUAGUAUUGUCUGGAAGGUUUAAAUUUUUAGAUCUUUGGAACACAUUUCUGCUGGAGCAUCACAAAAGAUCAAUUCCAAGGGAUACUUGGAACCUUCUGCUAGAUUUUGGAAACAUGAUUGCAGAUGAUUUGUCUAACUACGAUGAAGAAGGAGCAUGGCCCGUACUUAUAGAUGAUUUUGUUGAAUAUGCACGACCAGUAGUCACAGGUGGGAAGCGUGGCCCUUUCUAGAUGGAAAAGUCGGAUGGAUGGAGAGUAACAUGUUUUACAUCCUGCAAGGAGACAGCUGUGUGCAUUUGUUGCUGACAGAAGUUCUCCUUGUCCAUUUAUGAAAUGAGAAUCCUUACUGUGCUUAAAGGCUGCAGUGGCUGGUGUGUGGACACUUGAGAAGCUCCUCAGAGGAGAGUUGCCUCAGGGUGUUAGGGAUGCAUCGUCAAAGCUAUUGCUUUAGGAGACUCCUGCAUGACUUACCUUUACAGAAAGCAACAUAGAGCCUGUUUGCAAGGCUGCAAAGCAUGCUGUUCAGUUCAUGGUUUUAAGGUGAGCACCAGCAGUUACCAAAACUGCCGAAUCAUAUUGUAAUUAUACUUCAGAAACAGUGUCUGUGUCUUCAGGAGGAUAUUUUAUUUUUAUACAAGUCAAAUUGUUAAAAAUGUGCCCUAAUGAAGAUGGCCUUGUCAGAGAGCCCAGUGUUUUUUAAUCUUGGUGCCAGGUGUUCAAGAUGACUAGUUUUUGAAUUAUCAGAUCUCUAGAUUUGCUAGCUGUUUUGUUUCGUUCUCUCUAGAUGUUUGAAGACAUCGUUACAGUUUGCACAGCGAUGGUAUAUGUAGGAUGCUAUUCCAGCAGUUCUAUCUCAAACUGUUUACAAACUGGUGGGCCUGUUUUUUACUUCUAAUAAGGUUAUUAUUAGGCCUGGAUGCUGCCUACUAAAAAGUUUAUUAUUUUUUUAAGAUAUUUUAUUAUAUUUAAAUGGAAAUUUUUCCAUGAAAAAUAAUUUCUUUUUGAGUAAUGAAUUAGACUUACAAAUCAAAUGCACUGAUUCUCCUUACCUAUCUAUAAUAUCAUCAGUGUCCAGCCCUUGGAUAGCCAUAUGCAUUUAGAAGAAAAACCAUUUAUCAUUGUCCAAAAAUAAUCCACAUACAAAGCCUCCAUCUCAUUUGUAAGCCACAUUCUGUCUGCAUCCUGUCACUGCACCAUGUCACUAUGUUGUGUUACCACCCGCUUUUCCGAUGUUUGCCUGGUCAAGAUCUGCUCAUGUCCACAGGCAUGGAAGGCCUGGAUACUGCCUGCUCAUCUGGUGUCAAGCUUUGAACAUCACUGUGCUGACCCUACCUCACAUUUGCCAAGACUUGGCAUCACAAGUGUGCCUUGCUGCCUUGCCCGGCCAUGGCGCAGAUAUGCUGGACCCACUUCAGGACAGUGGUGUGUUCAAUACCUAUAUAUAGAAAGCAUAUUCCAAAUGUGCUGUUCAGGCAGCUUCUGAUAUGGGGCAUUCUCCUGAUUUAGGAAACAGCUGUGAGGCAUGUGUGCCCUGCAACAAGAUGGACUCUACAUGUUGAACAGGAAUCUCACAGAGGUGGAGGAGGAUUAGAACAGGAGACCAGAUUCCACAGGGCUAACCCCUCACUGUGUGAGAACAUCACUAGUAAUCCAUAAGGGCAAGCCAUGCAACCUUUCUCUGUUUCAGGUCUGUAAAAGGGAAAACUGGGACAUCUCCUUUGAGCUCUGAUUCAGAGUGUUAUUUAAUAUAACGAAGACUGGCUUUAAUAAAAACCUAGAAAGCAAAGUGUUCUUACAACCUUUGUGGAUCCUUGAUAUGUAGUUAACUUCUGUUCAGAGAAGUUUAUAGAAUUCAGAUGAUUAUAAAUUAUAGAUACAUUCUUAUUUUUAAGAUAUAAAAUUCUACAGAGAGCCAGCAAGAUGGCUCAGCAGGUUAAGGCACUUGCCACCAAGCCUGAAAACAUGAGUUCCAUCCCUAAGACCCACACAGUGGAAGGAGAGAACUGACUCCCUUGAGUUGUCCUCUGACCUCCACAUGUGCAUCAUGGCAUGCGUAGACCCAUACACAUACAUACAUAAAGAAAUAAAUGUAAUUUUAAAAAUUUAAAAUUCUAUGGGAUUGUCAAUAGGUUGUGAAAUACUAAUAAUUGGAUAAAGGCUUUUCAAAGAAUUGUGCUUUCUGUUUCUUCUGUUAUUUACACUUGGGUUGUGCAUGCUACAAAACUGCUGGAAACUUCAGAAACCAUAAAUAAAGUAUUUUUCCUGGUG